Molecule: messenger RNA, 2269 nt
Organism: Anthonomus grandis grandis
Lineage: Eukaryota; Metazoa; Arthropoda; Insecta; Coleoptera; Curculionidae
Gene: Rs1
Product: probable ATP-dependent RNA helicase DDX27
Exons: 5
Coding region: 120-2225 (701 amino acids)
Molecular function (GO): ATP binding; nucleic acid binding; RNA helicase activity
Source: RefSeq, a predicted model, not a curated record
AACCUCACUUUUACUUCUUGUUUGCAUGUUGUCUUGUUUGGGAUCCUUACUGCCUUACAAUUUUUCAUAAAUAAUCAAAUAGCUGUUAAAAUAUUAUGUUUUAAUUGUAAAAUUUAAUUAUGGAGAAUGUUACGACUUUUAAAGAUUUAAUAAGAACCAUAGAAGAUGACGAGGAAGUGGAGGAUCUAUCUGAAAGCUCUGAUGUAGAAGUUGAGUUCCAACCGUCAAAACAAAUCGGCAAAAAAAACGAAACCUUCGCCGAGGACUUUACGUUUGUCAGCACCGAAGAGGAAUACAACAAAGACUCCUGGAAUGACAUAAAAAAGUACAUCAAAAGAAAAGCGAAAUCGAAAACCGACGAUAAAAUCAACAAACACAGGCCUAAGCAAAACGAUGAAGAAAACAACAGUGACGCAGAAGAAAAACAAGAUUCAGGUGCCGAAUUGGAUUUAUCAGAUGACGAACUUGCUCAUGAUCGAAUCACUGCCAAAAAAAAGAAGAUACUAGGCAAAAAUAAUAAAGAAGAAGAAGAGCCAGGGAAUGAGCAGCAUUUCGAUGGGAACAACGACAUUAUGAACUUCCAACAAAUGAACUUAUCUAGGCCCCUGUUAAAAUCCAUAUCGGAUAUGAAGUUUGUCCAUCCCACUCCUAUUCAAUGCGCCACCAUUCCUGUAGCCCUUUUAGGUAGGGAUAUUUGCGGUUGUGCAGCUACUGGCACAGGUAAAACAGCCGCUUAUAUGCUACCUACCUUGGAAAGACUCUUAUACAGACCUACAGAAGCAACGUCCCUUACAAGGGUACUAGUUUUAGUGCCCACCAGAGAACUUGGUGUGCAAGUAUACCAAGUAUCCAAGCAGUUAUGUCAGUAUACUGAUAUCCAGUUAGGUUUGGCUGUGGGCGGACUGGACCUAAAAACCCAAGAAAACAUCUUGAGAAAGAACCCGGAUAUCGUCAUAGCCACUCCGGGUCGUUUAAUCGACCAUUUAAAGAGCACCCCCACCUUUGGUCUGGAUUCGAUCGAGGUACUGAUCCUGGACGAGGCGGAUCGUAUGCUGGACGAAUAUUUCGCGGAACAAAUGAAGGAGAUCAUCAAACAAUGCUCCAGAACGAGACAGACGAUGCUCUUUUCGGCCACGAUGACCGAGGAAGUGGAAAACCUGGCGGCGGUGUCUCUGGUCGAUCCGGUCCGGUUGUUUGUCGACAGUAACAAAGACGUCGCUUUUAAUUUGAGGCAGGAGUUUGUCAGAAUUAGGUCCGGCAAGGAGGCGGACAGGGAGGCCAUUUUAGGAGCCCUCGUAUGCAGAACUUUUAGGGAGAGUUGCAUUAUAUUCGUGCAAACGAAAAAACAAGCGCACAGACUUCAUAUCCUGUUGGGUCUGUUGGGGCUUAAAGUGGCCGAGUUGCACGGAAAUCUCACGCAACCACAACGUCUGGAGGCUCUCGAGAAGUUUAAAAAUAAAUCGGUGGACGUUUUGGUGGCCACAGAUGUCGCCGCCAGAGGGUUGGAUAUUCCGGGGGUUAAGACAGUUGUCAACUUUGUUAUGCCGUUUUUGUUGGAGCAUUAUAUACAUAGGGUAGGUAGAACGGCAAGAGCAGGCCGAGCAGGUGUGUCAGUAAGCCUAGCGGGUGAACAGGAGCGUAAAAUGGUAAAAGAUAUAAUAAAACGGGCAAAAUACCCGGUAAAAAACCGCGUCAUACCGCCCGAUAUAAUUGAAAAAUACCGUCAAAAGAUCACGAAACUCGAACCGAAAAUCACUCAGAUCCUACUUGAAGAGGAGGAGGAACGGCUCCUGAGUAAAGCCGAGAAUCAGGCGAAUAAAAUGGAAAAAAUGCUCGCGGGAAGCAAAGACCCGGUGAGACCGUGGUUCCAAACGAAAAAAGAGCGAAAAAGUGAAAAAGAUAAUUUAAAAUUGAAGGUGAAUGCGGGCGGUAAGAAGGUUUUAAAAGGGAAAGAUAAAAAGGAUAAAGGGGGUCAAAAUCCCGAUCCGGAAAGUGAAGAAAUAGCGAAAAUUGCCGCGGUACAAGCCCGAAUGGUGAAGAAGAAGAUCAAACAGAAGAAGAUUAAUGCGGUGAGGAACGAGGUCGGCGGCGGAGGUGGUCAAGCCGGAGGGAAGAAACGGAAAUCGCACUUCGAGGAUUUGGUUAAUACGAAAAACGCGAAAAAGUUGAGGUAUCAGUCGAAGUUUCAGCAAAACAAGCGGGGAAAUAAAAAGGGUAAAAGAUGAUGAUAAUUUAGUUUUUUUUUAAAUAAAGGACUCUGUUUAUGAAA